Molecule: messenger RNA, 2728 nt
Organism: Asterias rubens (European starfish)
Lineage: Eukaryota; Metazoa; Echinodermata; Asteroidea; Forcipulatida; Asteriidae
Product: major facilitator superfamily domain-containing protein 8-like
Exons: 14
Coding region: 230-2236 (668 amino acids)
Biological process (GO): transmembrane transport
Cellular component (GO): lysosomal membrane
Molecular function (GO): transmembrane transporter activity
Source: RefSeq, a predicted model, not a curated record
ACCCGAAUGCAAUGCAAGGCUUAUGGUCUGGGUAUCGAACCGGGGUCUCACAGAGUGAAAGGCAGGGACAGAAACCACGAGCCAACCCGACUACCCGUAGCAUUGCUAAAUAAGACCUCCGUUCAAAAACGACUCAUUUUUACAAGAUGGGGACACUUUGUUCGAGUUUAAAGUACCUGUUUCUCUCAGUAUAUAUUCGGUCGACCUUUCUAGACAGAUUGGUGCUGAUAUGACCUUAGCAGCAGAAUAUUAUGAUCCACAUACAGGUCCUGGGUACACUUCACCCCCAGCUGACAUAGAACCAAUUGCAGACAUUGAUGCAGAAUCAGGCAAGAAACUCACCAGAAAACAAAGACGAAAGUUGAACAAAGAAGUUACAUUGAAGGAAACCGGUGAGACGUCUGAUGAGUAUGAUUCAAGAUGGGUCUCUAUUUACAUUGUGUAUCUUUGCGUCUUCCUCUCAGGAACUGGUUUUUCGCUGAUCCUGCCCUCUGUCUGGCCAUAUUUACAAGAAGUAGACUCAACAAGCACGACUAACUUCCUUGGAUUCACAGUGGCUUCAUUCGGCCUGGCCCAGUGCAUCGGCUCACUGGUCUUCGGCUGGUGGGCAGACUACUUCAAGUCAGUCAAGAUGGCGCUGAUCUACUCCGCAGGGCUGACUUUCAUCGGUAACAUGGUCUACUUUCUGGCAGACUUUGUCCCGACUAACGGCCGAUGGGUCGUGUUGGCUGGACGUUUCUUUAUCGGUCUUGGGGCUGGGGAUGUUGCUCUUGGUCGUACCUAUGUGGCUUCAGCAACUACAGUCCGUGAACGCACGGACGCUGUAGCUCUUAUGAGUGCAUGCAUCUCCAUUGGCUAUAUUGCUGGACCAUUGUUGCAGACAGCGUUUGCCACCAUUGGUUAUCCCGGCUGGUCCUUUCUUAAUAUGUACUCCGUGCCAGUCCUAUUCAGUGCAGUUAUUGGAAUUGUCAACAUUGCUCUGAUUGCCAUCAAAUUCUACGAUGCACCUGUAGCUGAUAGGAUGCUAAAGGAACAAGAGAAGUUAAGGAAAGGCAGUGUAGCAGCCGACGUCUUGGAGAAUGGAAAGGAUGGAGCUAAGAUUGAGAAGGGUGUGGAUGGAAUGAAAGAUGAUAACCACAAUACUGAUGGUGAGAAACGAGGCAGCACAUCCAGUGAUAGCAGUGGCUCUUCAUACUUCGAGGAUGACAGUGGCGCCAAACUUGACAUUGUCGCUGUCAUCGUCAUUAAUAUCCUGUUCUGUGUCACAUCAUUCAUAUUCAGUGCACUGGAUACUGUUGGAACUGCUCUGGUAAUGGACAUGUACGGUCUGAACCAAGAAGACGCCAUCUUAUAUCAAGGCAUCUUACUCGCCUCAGUCGCAUGUCAGUUCAUCGUCGUUGUCCUCCUUCUUAAACCAUUGAAAAAGUUAAUGAGUGAGAGAGCAAUCUUCAUGUUGGGAUAUGUCAUUGCUACUAUUGGAAUAUUUGUCAUGAUACCAUGGGGAGAUAUACCACUGCAGGACAUUUCAGAAGGACAAGAUCAAGAUCUAUUUGAUGAGUUCCUUGGUGGGGUAAGCCCUUGGCCCGAGGUCUGCGGGGACUCGGACCCUGUCAGCGCAUUGACCAACCCGGCCAACCAGGCCGUGGGGAUCUUCAGCGGACCCACAGGGGUAGGCGGUGGUAAUCUAACCUAUGGGGUAUGCUGGGAGCUGUAUGAAUGGUGUUGUUACGUUCCACGUAUCUACAUCUCACAGUACUUGAUAGGGUUCUUGCUGGCUAUGGGGGUGUCUUAUGGGUUCUGUUUCAUCAUGGCGUCUACGAUCUACUCCAAAGUACUUGGAACAAGCAAUCAGGGUAAAAUGAUGGGCUACCUCACAGCAGCCGGUAGCCUUGCUCGUAUCAUCGGCCCAAUCUACAUGGGUCAGAUGUACAGCACAGUGGGCCCACGGCUCUCCCUAGCAAUAAUACUUGCCAUGCUGAUACUCUCCGUGUUCCUGGGUGCUUGGCACUACUCUAAGUUUGUCCCGUAUGGAACCAAAGAACUUUUUAAGAUUCACUACUCAGACAUGGAGGGGUAUGGACAGAGGAAGAGUAGCACGGCUAAGGGUGAGGUAAAUCCGACAUUCCAGGGUGACGGGAUUGAGAAUAGUUAUGCUACUGUGGAUGAGUCUGAUACUGUCCAGGUAUCCGUUACCGUCAACGAGCCUGCUACAGUCGAUGAGUCAACUGCUCUAUAAAUUCAUGGGAUAAGUUUGUGGAAUUGCUGAAAGAAUAAGCAGUGAGAUCGGAAAGAGAAAAUGUAACUGUUAGGGGCUUCGCAGGCCUACUUCUGUGCCAUCUAGUCUUUAUCUAGGUGCCGUUCAAAAUGUUGGGUUUUGCUUAUGGACAAUGCCUUUCACAACAGGGUUAUUCCACAUUUUUAAGGAAGUUGUGCUAGGAGUAUUUUUUAGAGGAAACUGGUACACAAGUGAAAUCUUUUUUGGGAAAGGGUGAUGAGAGAAGUUGUGAUCUCUAAUAUCCAAAAUGCAUACACUUCGAAAAUCAUGAAAAGCUUUCAGUUUUACCUUAUGUUGUGAUUACUUAUGCCAGAUUGUUGGUCGAGUUCAAGUGGGGUUCAUUAAUUCAUAAACUUGCAAAUUGUUCUGAUCAAUAUUUUACUGUUUUUUUUUUAUUGUUUAUACAAAUAUUUAAACGAUUUUUCAUUACUAUUACUCAGUUAAAUGUGCAGA